AUGAAACCGUUGGGCGGCAACAUUAUUAAUGUCCCCAGUGAUGAGCAUGGCAUUAUUCCAGAGGCUCUGGAAAAAAUACUUUCUCAAUGGAACCCAGAGGAUUCCAAGGAUACCACAAAAAAGGCACCAAAAUUUCUUUAUACCGUCCCAAAUGGCAACAAUCCUACAGGCUACUCAUUGACAGGUGACCGCAAGAAGGAAAUCUAUGAGCUUGCAAGAAAAUAUGACUUCCUCAUAAUAGAAGAUGAUCCUUACUAUUUUCUCCAGUUCAACAAGCCCUGGGCACCAACCUUUCUCUCUAUGGAUGUCGAUGGGCGAGUGAUUAGAGCUGACACCUUUUCAAAAGUUCUCUCCUCGGGGCUGAGAGUAGGGUUUAUGACUGGCCCUAAGUCCUUGAUAGAGAGGAUUGUUCUGCACACACAAGUUUCAACGUUACAUCCCUGCACUCUCUCACAGUUCAUGAUAUCACAGCUUUUAUACCAAUGGGGAGAAGAGGGCUUCCUGACCCAUGUUGACAGGACUAUUGAUUUCUAUAAGAACCAGAGGGAUUUGAUAUUGGCAGCUGCAGAAAAGUGGUUAAGUGGUCUGGCGGAGUGGCAUGUCCCCAAAGCUGGCAUGUUUCUGUGGAUUAAAGUUAAGGGAAUCUCUGACACAAAAGACCUGAUUAAAAAAAAGGCUAUUAAAAGAGAGAUCUUAUUAGUUCCUGGAAAUGCUUUCUUCAUCGACAGCUCAGCUCCCACAUCCUUCUUCAGAGCAUCCUUCUCCCUGGUUACCCCAGAGCAGAUGGAUAUAGCCUUCCAGAGAUUGGCCCAAGUCAUAAAAGAAUCUUUAUAAAGCAUUCAAACUCAGCAUCAUACUCAUAAUUUUUAGAUAAAUUACUUCUGUACUUUGCUGAAGAAAUGAUUGUUGCUGUUUGACAGAUGGAAUGUAUCCAUUUCAUAAAACAUCUAUAGCAACUUAACUGAACAAAGUCCCUUUAAACCCAUCAUAUUGCCAAAAUACUUUUUGAUCUACUUUUGCCUUUUGAUUAACUUUCAGCUCACAAAAGAUUAAAUUUUAUUGCAAAGAACACUAUAGCUGCUUUAUAAUGUCCAAUGAAAAAUUUCUUCUAAACUAACAUGUUAUACUGAAUUAUUUUCAAAAUGCAAGGAGAUUAUUAAAAUGGCACAUAAUAUGCA
This is a messenger RNA of Psammomys obesus (fat sand rat), 1178 nucleotides long. Its product is annotated as kynurenine/alpha-aminoadipate aminotransferase, mitochondrial. Gene Ontology annotation, molecular function: L-kynurenine:2-oxoglutarate transaminase activity; pyridoxal phosphate binding. The transcript is spliced from 9 exons. Lineage: Eukaryota; Metazoa; Chordata; Mammalia; Rodentia; Muridae. The annotation marks the transcript as partial. The record is from RefSeq and is a predicted model, not a curated record. Gene Ontology annotation, biological process: biosynthetic process.